AUGACGGUUUAUGUUUUACAGAGGUUCGAUGCACAGGCUUACUACAAUGGGAAACUAUUGCUCGCACUUUUCGGUCGGGAGGUCAUUGUUGAUGGUGCUCGGGAGAAGGAGCAUUGGUAUAGAAUCGGGGGAAAAAAUUAUAAAUUUGGCAAAGUCGAGUUUUGCCAAAUUACCGGCUUGAAGUUCGGUGGGUCAUCGUUCAUCCCCGACGAGCACGAGUCUAUACCACCACCGGAAAAUGGGGUAUAUCGCCAUCAUUAUUACGGCAAGAGUGUAGUCGAUGCUCACUUGCUUAAUGACUUCAAGAACGGAAGUUUCGCGGAGUACCCCGACGACGCACUGAAGGUUGCACACAUACUAGUAGUUCACUAUUUUUUCUUUGCACCCGACCCCAGCUCCACUGUGCCACUAUGGCUUUGGAGCUUAGUGGACGAGCCUGAGAUGUUCAGGAUGUUUCCUUGGGGGGCGUAUGUUUUCCAACGAUUACACCAUUACCUUGAUGAUGUCAUAUGCGCGCCUGAGGAUGGGUCGGAUGUGCAGUUCAACAUCCACGCGUAUUUGAUGCCUCUUCAGAAACAAGCAACAGAAGAAGAGAAAGGCUGGAUCCAUUAUGGGAAAGUCUUUGAAGAAGUCUCGUGA
Molecule: messenger RNA, 639 nt
Organism: Striga hermonthica
Lineage: Eukaryota; Viridiplantae; Streptophyta; Magnoliopsida; Lamiales; Orobanchaceae
Source: the annotation of a GenBank genome assembly